CUUGUGUGCCGAGUCUAAUUUAGACGCCUGGUCGACAGCGUGCAGCAUAAUUCACAGCUCUGGUGCGAAGGCACGGCAUUGUCAGGCAACUUUUGUCUAAAUUUAAGGUAAUCUCUUCCUUUUCUUCCACUCGCUCCUGACAAGUCGUCCCUGUGUAUUCAACAGCUUCUCUUUUGGUCACAGGCACUCUCUACAUACCAUCCUGCUAGAAGCAAGUCCUCUCAUACGGCCUCAUCACUUUUGGAGUCCUUCUCACCACAUACACCUUGUUCGAGAGUCAACAUUGCGGGGUAGGAAGAACGAAGUCCCACUAAACCACUUCAACAUGGACGGAAUAGCGGAGAAACCACUCUUGGAUCAACUUGAUAAACUACCAAAGAUACGGCAAUUUGAUGCAUUCCCUAAAACACAAGCAAGCUACACACAAAGAUCAGCAAAGGGUGGAAUAGUGACAAUCUUUGUCGCUUUGGGUCUGUUGAUCUUAGCAUGGAAUGAAGCAAGAGAUUACCUUUAUGGUGCACAGAGAUAUGAGUUUCAAGUUGACAAUCAUGUCUUUAGUGGUAUGCAAAUCAACUUGGAUAUGACUGUAGCUAUGCAAUGUCAUUAUCUAACAGUCGACGUGCGAGAUGCCGUUGGAGACCGAUUGCAUCUAUCGGAUAUCGAUCUACAAAAAGAUGGAACUACUUUCGAAAUUGGCCAUGCAGGUCGCUUGGAUUCACUUCCUGAUCGAAAGAAUACACAUGUAGGAAAGACAAUCUCAGCUUCCAAGAAGAAACAGAAAGCAAGCUGGGGUCGAGAUGCCAGACCUGAACAACAGAAACACUUCAAAAAGACUGCACAUGUGGUAGAAGAUGGACCGGCAUGCAGAAUCUAUGGAUCAAUAGGAGCAAAACGGGUCACAGGAAAUCUACAUGUCACCACACUUGGUCACGGAUACUUUAGCUGGGAACAUACCGAUCACAAAUUGAUGAACCUUUCACAUGUCAUUCACGAACUCAGUUUUGGACCUUAUUUCCCGCAUAUCGCUCAACCUUUAGAUUCAAGCGUUGAAAUUUCAAACGAACAUUUUGCAGUUUUUGAAUAUUUCGUCAAUGUGAUUCCAACUUCCUUUUUGGAUAAAUGGGGACGUAAAUUGGAAACGAAUCAAUAUAGUGUAACUGAUUAUACCCGUGUGGUUACACAUGGUCAAGGUGUUCCGGGUAUCUUUAUCAAAUACGAUAUGGAACCUUUGACGAUGACAAUUCAUGAACGAACGACAACUCUACUUCACUUCCUUGUUCGUUUAGCCGGUAUCUUGGGAGGUGUUUGGGUUUGUGCUGGCUUUGGAUACAGAAUCGGUGAUCGAAUGAUCAAGUUGGUCGGAAAGAUGCGCGAAGAAGGUGAUCCAUCUUAUGAAGAUUAUGCAAAGAGUUACAGUACCAGCUAUGCAACCUCUCGACCGGCUGCCAAUUUUGCUCAACGUGCAACAGGCGCAAGCGGUUGGUAUGGUAAUGGAGGCACACAUAGACAUACCGAAUCAGUCCAGCAGCGUAUCUUCUCUGAAGAGGGUCGGGCGCCAUGGUAAAUGUUAUGCACAAUACCGCAUCUUCUAUGCUCAAAAGUUUUAAUCAUCUCAAAAGUACAUAAACACUUUUUAUCCUUACAAAUUCUCAUUGUACUCAUAAAUCUCAAUCCUAUGGUAUUGUCAUGUGAAGCAAUAA
Molecule: messenger RNA, 1700 nt
Organism: Meira miltonrushii
Lineage: Eukaryota; Fungi; Basidiomycota; Exobasidiomycetes; Exobasidiales; Brachybasidiaceae
Product: DUF1692-domain-containing protein
Exons: 1
Coding region: 326-1564 (412 amino acids)
Biological process (GO): retrograde vesicle-mediated transport, Golgi to endoplasmic reticulum; endoplasmic reticulum to Golgi vesicle-mediated transport
Cellular component (GO): COPII-coated ER to Golgi transport vesicle; Golgi membrane; endoplasmic reticulum membrane
Source: RefSeq, a predicted model, not a curated record